AUGGCUCCAAAUUUUAGUAAAAUUACGUCAAGGACAGAUGUGAAACUUGGACUUGCUGCCUCUGCGGCUUUAAGUGCAUGGAUCUUGAGAAAUUUUUUAAAGUCCAAGAAAAAUGUCAAACAAGGUCAAUUAUCACCGGCAGAGACGGUACAAUAUAUGAUAAAAGACAAAGACAGAAAAGGUCCGAAGGCACAAGUUGAUGCACAGUUCUUUGCCGAGCUGAAGUCACUAUGGAAGAUUAUGGUACCUGGUCUUUGGACCAAAGAAAGUGGUUUUAUGGCAUUGAUAGCAUUAUCACUGAUAUCGAGAACAUUGUGUGACCUAUGGCUUAUCCAACAUACAACAUUAGUGGAAGGAUCCAUAAUAACAAUGAAUUUACCAGAAUUCAGAAAACUACUCACUCAGCUGUUCAUAUCGAUGCCGCUGAUAUCUCUAGUGAAUAACAUGCUGAAGUGGAGUAUAGGUGAAGUGAAGCUGCGACUGCGAACUAAUUUAUCAUUACAUCUUUACCAACAAUACCUGAAAGGCUUCACAUACUAUCAGGUGACGAAUCUAGAUAACCGGAUAUCAAAUGCCGAUCAGCUGCUUACUACGGAUAUCGAUAAGUUCUGCGAUACAGUAAUCGAUUUAUACAGCAAUAUAAGCAAACCGAUGCUCGAUAUAUCGAUAUAUUUAUAUCGAUUAACUGUAAAUUUGGGACCAUCGACACCGGGUAUCAUGAUGGCGUACCUAUUAGUCUCUGGUAUAUUUUUGACGUAUCUACGUAAACCAACAGCCAAAAUGACGGUCCAGGAACAAAAAUUGGAAGGUGAAUUCAGAUAUGUUAAUUCUAGACUCAUCACUAACUCAGAGGAGAUCGCGUUUUACCAAGGCAACCAUCGCGAACAGCUGACAAUACUAGCCAGUUUCUACAAGCUGACCAGACAUUUACGUAAUUUCCUCAACUUCCGCGUAAUGAUGGGCUUCAUUGACAACAUCGUAGCCAAAUACAUCGCGAUCACUGUUGGUUUCUACGCCGUGUCGAGACCGUUCUUCGUCAAAGAUCACAACUUGUUGACAACGGGCACGGAACAAGACAGAUUCCAGCACUACUAUACUUAUGGCCGUAUGUUAGUCAAAAUGGCUGAAGGAAUCGGUAGAUUGGUGCUAUCAGGCAGAGAGCUUAGUAAAUUAGCUGGUCUUACAGCUAGAGUGACUCAAUUAAGACAUGUAUUGGAGGAUAUUAAUAAAGGAAACUACAAGAGAACUAUGGUAGAACGACAAGCAAAUGGCAACGGUCCCCCAAUGCUUUUAUCUCCUGGAGCUGGGAAGAUCAUAUACCAGGAUAAGAUCAUACGCUUUGAUAAAGUGCCGCUUGUAACACCAAAUGGUGAUGUGCUCAUCAAAGAAUUAACCUUUGAAGUCAAAUCUGGUAUCAACGUGUUAGUAUGCGGGCCUAACGGCUGCGGUAAAUCUUCAAUGUUCCGUAUGCUGGGUGAGCUUUGGCCUAUCUUCGGAGGAACACUGACUAAGCCGCCCAAAGGAAAACUGUUCUAUGUACCGCAAAGACCAUAUAUGACACUAGGCACAUUCAGAGAUCAGGUAAUAUAUCCCCAGACCCAACAAGAGAUGGUUCGUCGCGGUCGUACUGAUGAGGAGUUACUCAAGUUCUUGGAGAUCGUUCAGCUGUCCUACUUGGUGACCAGGGAAGGAGGCUGGGACGCGGUUGAAGACUGGAUGGAUGUACUCUCCGGGGGGGAGAAGCAGAGAAUAGCGAUGGCGCGGCUGUUCUACCACGCUCCUCAGUUUGCUAUCCUGGACGAGUGUACCAGCGCUGUGUCCGUCGACGUCGAAGGACAAAUGUAUAGAUACUGUAGAGAGAUGGGUAUAUCUCUGUUCACGGUGUCUCACAGGAAGUCUCUCUGGCAGCAUCACGAUCACUUCUUACAGAUGGACGGCCGAGGUGGAUAUGUGUUCGGAGAAAUUGACAAUGAUACACAAGAGUUUGGAUCGUGA
Molecule: messenger RNA, 1995 nt
Organism: Danaus chrysippus (African queen)
Lineage: Eukaryota; Metazoa; Arthropoda; Insecta; Lepidoptera; Nymphalidae
Source: the annotation of a GenBank genome assembly